Molecule: messenger RNA, 1161 nt
Organism: Trichoderma atroviride IMI 206040
Lineage: Eukaryota; Fungi; Ascomycota; Sordariomycetes; Hypocreales; Hypocreaceae
Cellular component (GO): cytoplasm
Molecular function (GO): oxidoreductase activity, acting on the CH-OH group of donors, NAD or NADP as acceptor
Source: RefSeq, a predicted model, not a curated record
GUGUGGGGUACAGGCCCGGCUAACUCGUUUCACCACAGCACCCCAGGCAAAGGGGUUACAACGGUUUUUUCCUUGUUCAUGCAGUGGACAAGGAACACCGCUAGUUGACCAGUAGGUAUAAAGCUAUAUGUGAUAGGCGGUGACUUUCCUCCGCCCCUUGCCUGUCCUCAAUCCUUCCAGAUCUCAAUUCUCUGGCCAUCCAUCAAAUCUUAAUUGUUCGAUAUCACAUUUUCUUGACAUCUGCCUGUCUCACAGCCUCCACCGUUGCCGGAGAUCUUAUCUUAUCUCACUACCAUGUCUGAGUUCAUCAUCAAUGACGAGGAUUUGAGCAGCCUCAAGGGCAAGGUCGUUGUCCUCACAGGCGGCUCAUCAGGUAUUGGCCUGGCCACAGUUAAGCUGCUGCUCUCAUUGGGAGCAUCAGUAGUCAGCGGCGAUGUCAACCCGCCACCGGCCUCUGAGUCGGCAGAAACACCUGCCUUCCUGUUUGUGAAGACCAACGUGGCCAGCUGGAAUGACCUGACCGUGCUGUUCAAGAAAGCCAAGGAGCACUUUGGUCGCAUCGAUUGCAUCUUUGCCAAUGCCGGUAUCGGCCCCCGUGCCAACUACUUGGCUCUUGAGACAGAUGAGCAGGGCAACCUGAAGGAGCCCUCACACGAACUCAUGGAUAUUGGCUUGAGAGGCCUUAUCAACACAGCUUCUCUGGCCGUUCACUACAUGAAGGAGCAACCUGAAGGCGGCAGCAUUGUUCUCAUGGGAUCCAGCACCGGUCUACAGCCCCUUCGAGCUAUCGAUUACUCCGCGGCCAAGCAUGGCGUCCUCGGUUUUGGCAGAGGCCUUGCACGGGUUGCAGAAGUUGCGGGAGUUCCUAUUCGCAUCAACACUCUGAUGCCAUCAUGGACGACAAGCAACGUUCUCCCAGACUUGGAGGGCCUCAUGAGAGGCAUCUCACACGUGCCGCAACCCGCUUUGGUGGUUGCACGCGCUGCGGCUUAUCUCAUGGUUGAUGGCUCCAGACAGGGCACCGUGGUUUAUGUUGCAGAUGGAAAGUACAAGGACAUCGAGAAGACUAUUCUCUUGCCUGCGUACGAUGCCAUUAAGGGAGAGGGAAAUCCAAGCGAUGACGACGUCCUCAAGCGUCUUCUGGAGCUGCCUGCCAACUAA